GAUGCUAAACCUAGACUCCGAAGAUGGAUCUUGUUGCUACAAGAAUUCGACUUAGAAAUCAAGGAUAAGAAAGGAACUGAAAACGUAGUAGCAGACCACCUCUCUAGACUUGAGAACCUUGAACCGGAAAGAACAUCAAUUAAUUAUGAUUUCUCGUAUGACAAACUUAUAGCUACUUUGGAAGAAAACAACUCCGACAUGCAAGUAGAAACCACCUUAGCUAUAUCUGUCACACCAUGGUACGCUGAUCUCGUCAAUUAUUUAGCUGCCGGAAUAGUUCCACCUACUUUAUCUUACCAGCAGAAGAAACGAUUCUUCUACGACAUAAAACACUAUUACUGGGAUGAUCCCUUACUUUUCAAAAGAGGCCCCGAUGGUAUUUUCCGUCGAUGUAUACCCGAAGAAGAGGAAUGUGACAGAUGUCAACGCAAGGGAAACAUAUCUAGACGUGACGAGAUGCCACAAAAAGGUAUUUUGGAAGUAGAGAUCUUCGACGUGUGGGGAAUAGACUUCAUGGGACCUUUUCCAUCCUCUUUCGGUAACAAAUACAUACUCGUGGCAGUUGACUACGUAUCAAAAUGGAUCGAAGCUGUAGCCUCCCCAACAAACGACACCCGAGUAGUAACUAGACUCUUUAAGAAUAUAAUAUUUCCGAGAUUUGGCAUCCCAAGAAUAGUAGUCAGUGAUGGUGGAUCGCACUUUAUAUCCAAGGUACUCGAAAAAUUAUUAUUUAAAUAUGGAGUGAGACAUAGGAUAGCGACACCUUACCACCCUCAGACCAGUGGACAAGUGGAAGUAUCUAACAGAGAAAUCAAGCAAAUACUAGAAAAAACGGUCGCCACUUCAAGGAAAGAUUGGUCAUUGAAAUUACCAGAAGCUUUGUGGGCAUACCGAACUGCUUAUAAAACCCCCAUAGGGACGACCCCAUUUAAGCUCAUUUAUGGAAAAUCCUGUCACCUCCCGGUAGAAUUAGAACAUAAAGCCUAUUGGGCUAUUAGAAAUCUGAAUCUAAACUAUAAAGCCGCCGGUGAAAAGAGAAUCCUUGACAUAAACGAAUUAGAAGAACUCAGAAGAGACGCCUAUGAAAAUGCCAGAAUCUAUAAAGAAAGAACAAAACAAUGGCAUGACAAGCGUAUAUCAAGGAAAAUCUUCAAUCUGGAUGGAUACUCAGGGUACAACCAAAUUGCGGUGGCACCUGAGGAUCAAGAAAAAACAGCAUUCACAUGCCCAUACGAAAUCUUUGCUUAUAGAAGAAUGCCAUUUGGGUUAUGCAACGCACCUGCAACAUUUCAGAGGUGCAUGACAUCCAUAUUUUCCGAUAUGCUGGAAAAGCACAUGGAAGUGUUUAUGGAUGAUUUUUCGGUUUUUGGAUCUUCCUUCGAAAAUUGUUUGUAUAAUCUGUCACUUGUGCUGGAAAGGUGUCAACAAACCAAUCUAAUUCUGAAUUGGGAAAAGUGUCACUUCAUGGUGAGAGAAGGGAUCGUACUAGGUCAUAAAAUUUCCCAUCAAGGGAUAGCAGUUGACAAGGCAAAAGUGGAAGUGAUCGCCAAUCUCCCUCAUCCUGUGAACGAGAAAGGUAUACGGAGUUUCUUGGGACAUGCAGGAUUCUAUCGGUGGUUCGUCAAAGAUUUUUCCAAGAUCGCAAAACCUUUGACUAGCCUGCUUGUGAAGGAUACUCCGUUUCUGUUUGACAAGAAGUGUAACGAAGCCUUCGAGACUCUGAAAAAUAAAUUGGUGUCUGCUCCUAUAGUGAUCUCGCCUGAUUGGUCUCUACCCUUUGAGAUAAUGUGCGAUGCGAGCGAUAUAGCAGUAGGGGCUGUCUUGGGGCAAAGAAAAGACAAACGCCUCCACGUCAUCUACUAUGCUAACGGUUAUUCAGGAUUCUUUCAAAUCCCAAUCCAUCCUGACGACCAAGAAAAGACUACCUUCACAUGCCCUUAUGGUACAUUCGCCUACCGACGAAUGCCAUUUGGCCUAUGUAACGCUCCCGCAACAUUUCAAAGAUGCAUGAUGGCAAUCUUCGCAGAUUUUAUAGAUGACAUCAUGGAAGUCUUCAUGGACGAUUUUUCUGUUUGCGGUCAGAGUUUUGAAGGAUGUCUAUCUAACCUCGAAAUGGUACUCGAAAGAUGCGUGAAAGUAAACCUCGUUUUAAAUUGGGAGAAAUGCCAUUUUAUGGUUCAACAAGGAAUUGUAUUAGGUCACGUGGUAUCUGACAGAGGAAUUGAAGUGGACAAAGCUAAAAUCGAAAUUAUAGAGAACCUUCAACCUCCGAAAACUGUUCAAGAGAUAAGAAGCUUUCUAGGACACGCCGUUUUCUACCGACGUUUUAUUAAAGAUUUCUCAAAAAUAACGAAGCCACUUACAGGAUUAUUAAUGAAAGACGCUGACUUCAUAUUUGAUGAAAAAUGCUUAACAACGUUUAACCAACUGAAAACAUCUUUAAUCACCGUACCCAUAAUGCAACCACCUGACUGGAGACUACCAUUUGAAAUCAUGUGCAAUGCGAGUGAUUACGCAGUGGGCGCAGUACUAGGACAAAGGAAGGAUAAGAAGCUUCAUGCUAUUUACUAUGCGAGUAGAACGCUUGAUCCAGCCCAAAUGAACUACGCCACCACCGAAAAAGAACUUCUAGCCAUCGUGUUCGCAUUGGACAAAUUCCGUUCCUACCUGGUGGGGGCGAAAAUUAUCAUAUAUAUUGACCACGCUGCUAUUAGAUAUUUGUUAAGUAAGAAGGAUGCCAAACCA
Molecule: messenger RNA, 2745 nt
Organism: Lathyrus oleraceus (garden pea)
Lineage: Eukaryota; Viridiplantae; Streptophyta; Magnoliopsida; Fabales; Fabaceae
Exons: 4
Biological process (GO): DNA integration
Molecular function (GO): nucleic acid binding
Source: RefSeq, a predicted model, not a curated record